Molecule: messenger RNA, 2454 nt
Organism: Styela clava
Lineage: Eukaryota; Metazoa; Chordata; Ascidiacea; Stolidobranchia; Styelidae
Source: RefSeq, a predicted model, not a curated record
GCGCAUCUUGGUGCACAUACAUUGGGAGCGCCCAAAAAACAUCUAUGAAGUGGGGAAUUCCACAUAAAUGAAGUCAAAGAAUAUGUCGAUACACGUUCAUAAACAUAAUCACAUUAUCACCCAAAUGACGUAUGUAUAUCGAACUAUAACGCCCGUCAAUGCCAAAUAUUUCACAUGCAAUUCUCCAUAAAAUAUUAUAGAUAAAUAAGUCAAAACAAAUUUACAAAACGAAAGUGAAAUUCUACACGAAAUAAAAAUUCAAAUUUAUCUUUUUACAUUGUUAACUUGCGCAGUAGACGGUGAAAUUGUUAUAAAUACAGUACAUGCGAAGAUAAAAUAUGGAUAAAUAGAUUGUUCAGUCCCGAAUCAUGUCAGGCCAUACCAAGUUCAAAAUUCCUAUUUAUAUUCUCUAUGUAUAUUGAGAAGGUAACUUGCCAUAUAGUUUAGAAUGGCUUGAGUGGCACAGGUUGUUUUAGUGCGGGGUUGGGCAAUUACUUUUCUGUGUGGGCCAGCUACAGAUAAUGAACUUGGUUACGGGGUCGAAGGCUAAAAACUCGAUAUGAAAAACUAUGAAAAACAGUUAAUUUACAACAAUUAGCCUAACGUUUAUAUAAUAAUAAGAAGCACAAUGUAACAAUUGAGGUCAUUAUGAGGUAUUUUCAUCCAUAUUUUCAAUGGAAAUUUAUAUUCAUAAAAACUAUAGUCGUAAUUGCAGCAAACACAAAAAGGCCGGCUGAAACACUUCGGUGGGCUAGAUACAUCUGGCGUGGCAUAAAUUGACCCCUCCUGUUUUUGUGGGAGUAGUGCAGCGUUCCCCAACCAAGGUAGAAUUUCUGGGGAUGAAGUAUUACUAUGCAUUUGGUGUUGUUUUACUAAUAUUAGUUACCGGUAGUUACUAUUCAAAGUUGCAAAAGCAAGAGUGCGAGUUGAUUUCAACUAAAGGUCAGAACCCCCCAGACUUCGAAAUGUAAAAGAAUAUCGGACUAUAAUAUUAACACACACUCACUCUUCCUUACAGAUAAAAAAAUAAGAAGUAAUUUUAUGCUACACACUGUCUUUUAAUAUCUGCAUUCCCUAACUGGAUAAAACUUAUCAAAAAAAAUAUUUCUCAUAAAAAAAAAGGAAGCAACCAGUGUUUGGUAACAAGAAAUCGCUAUGGGAUGUGUUUUCAGUUGUCUAAGAACAAAGAGAGAGGAUUGUAUCGACGGGGCGUAUGAUGGACCGGUAGAAGUCGUAGUGAAAGUGACGCAAACCCACGAGAUUGUUUAUCCUUCGACUAAUAGUGGAAGAAUUCGUGUCAAAACUCUGCACACUCCGAAAACAUGGACAAAAUUGAAAUGUGAGACGGGAGGAUUUAUACUCCGACAUCAUCAUUGUGGAAAAGACUAUUAUAUGACUAAAACAUCGAAAGACAAAGUAAAACUUCUGGAAGGAGUCCGGAACAGUGAGAGUACGGCGUUUGAAUUGUAUGACGACCCGGAAAGUAAAAGGUUAAUGAGACACGUACACAGCGGAAAAUUUAUCGCACUAACGGAAAAUCGACGUUUAAUUCUCAUUGAGGAAGAGCGAUUGGCUGAGGGAAUUCAAGUCUAUGUGACGGAUGAAGCAUGACUACAGAAGCACAAAGUAGUAAAAACCAUAUAAAAUUUCACUUGUGAUUCAGUUAGAUUUCAAAUCUCUAAAUGAGCUUAAACUGCAUGAAACAUCAAAAUGUUUCGUUUUCGCGUUUCGGAAUCAAACUUUGUCACAAAAUGGUAAAUUCUAUUAAAAACAGUAAUCUGAAAUACCAGGAAUCUCAUGAAAUAAUUUUUUUUUCCAAAUGACGUUUUGGUUGAAAUAACCAAAAAUGCUAUCUUAUAUAAAAGCCAGUAAACGCAGCGCCAUCAUUCUAUAUAGUUUCGGUAGCUCUUGCCACUCAUCGGUGGUCAUCUCCUUUACCUCUGAGUGGAUGACCUUGCUUAGAGCAAAUCUCUUAAGAAAAGCAAAAAUAUUUCAAAAUAAUUUCAGUGGUUGGCGGUUGCCUAUUUCAGUGGUCUAGAUAACUUUUAGUGAAUGUGCACGAUCUUGCUUUGAGCAAAUUUUUAUAUUAUUGAAGAAAAUGCUAUAUUAUUGUACUUGAUUAUUUUAUGAAAAGGAACUUAUGAAUCAAAAAACUAUGAUGGUUAAAAAUGUAAAUUGUGAGAAUCCUUUACAUUGAUAUCAGGUUAAAAAAAUGCUGCUGUUAUUCAAAAUUGCGCCCAUUCGUAAAAAUUCGAUGUUCCAUCAAAUAAAACUAUUCAAAAUCACUCCAAAUACACACUUUUAUUCUGGGAAUUCUUGUGGAGUAAUUUUUUGUAGGCAUUUGUUUAGCUUAACUAGUGGUGGGUCUGUAUAGUUAGACUAUUAUUAUCUUACAAAUAAUGCUGCCUUGUAUAAUUCUUCAUGUUAUUUGUAUUUUUAUUUAAAUCUAGUGCU